AAAGCUUGUUAGUAGUUAGUUUGCUGAUCUUCAAAAAGCCGACAAAGCCGUAGAACAAAUGAUUUCGUUUUCGAACAAAAAUUCUUAUUAGAUUCACUUCUUGAAAUUAACUAGUUGUUAAAGUAUUUAUUUAGAUUGAAAAUGAAAAUAUUAUUUGGUUUAUUUCUGGUUCACCUGGUAUUAGCUCAAUCAAAAGUGAAACACAAAAGUGUUCUGAUUGACAAUAUUAGUGAUUAUAAAGAAUUGAAAAAAUUGUUUCGAACCAAGAACAAUGUGUUGGUCCUUUUCACCUCUAAUCCCACCAAAGAAGCUCAAAACGCUGUCAAGGCUCUAGAUGAAGCAGCUCAAACAGUGAAGGGAGAAGCAACGGCAGUACAUAUCGAUUGCUCUUUGAGUGCCGAAACAAAAAAGCUGUGCAAAAAAAUUAAAGUCGCUCCCAAUUCAGUGAUGCUGAAACAUUUUAAGGAUGGAGAAUUCCACAAAGACUAUGAUCGUCAAACAACUGUUUCGAGUUUCACUAAUUUUCUGCGUGAUCCAACGGGUGAUUUGCCCUGGGAAGAAGAUAAAUCGACUGGGGCCGAUGUUCUACAUCUAAACGACUCGGAUAUGCUAGUUAAAAUAUUGAAAAAAGAGGUUCGACCACUUCUGAUUAUGUUCUAUGCACCUUGGUGUGGCUUUUGCAAAAAGUUGAAACCAGAUUAUUCUGCUGCUGCUACAGAGCUAAAGCCUGACUAUGUAUUGGCUGCUAUGGAUGUAAAUAGACCGGAAAACUCAAAAGUGCGUCGCAUGUUCAAUAUUACAGGCUUUCCCACAACAAUCUAUUUUGAAAAUGGGGCACAAAAAUUGGUUUAUGAGGGCGAAAACAACAAAGACGGGAUAGUUUCAUUCAUGAAAAAUCCGAAUGCACCUCCUGCAACAAAACCCAAAGAAGCAGAAUGGGCUUCAGAUCCAAAUUCGGAGAUCGUUCACUUGUUGUCCAGUAACUUUGAUUCAGUGCUCGUUGAUGAAAAAUCGGCUUUGGUGAUGUUCUACGCUCCGUGGUGUGGACAUUGCAAACGGAUGAAACCCGAGUAUGAGAAAGCGGCCGUAUUGAUGAAAGAAAAAAAGUUGCCGGGUAUUAUAGCAGCCGUUGAUGCAACAAAAGAACAGGGCAUCGGCAGUAAAUUCAAUGUGAAAGGUUAUCCCACCGUGAAAUAUUUUUCAAACGGAGAAUUUAAAUUUGAUGUAAAUGUUCGAGAUGCCGAUAAAAUAGUCGAAUUUAUGAAAAACCCCGCCGAACCACCACCACCUCCUCCACCGGAGAAGCAAUGGGAAGAAGAAGAGACCAAUGUGGUGCAUUUAGAUGAGAAUAACUUUAAAGUUUAUUUGAAAAAGAAGAAACAUGCUCUGGUUAUGUUUUAUGCGCCUUGGUGUGGACAUUGCAAACGUGCAAAACCAGAAUUUGACAAAGCAGCCGAUUCGCUCAAGGAUGAUCCACGCAUUGGAGUAGCUGCUGUUGACUGCACCAAGCACAAUUCGAUCUGUUCGGCAUAUUCAGUCAAAGGAUUUCCCACAAUCAAAUACUUCAGUUACUUGAAAACUGUUCGAGAAUAUAAUGGAGGCAGAACGGCUGACGACUUUACGAAGUUCUUAUCCGAUCCCGAUGCUCCACCUGAGAAACCUAAAGCUGAAGAAUUUGGAAAAUAUCCUGGCUCAGAUAGUAUAAUAACAUUGACUGACAGCAAUUUUCAUGAAACCGUUGAGAAAAUCGAUAACUUUUUGGUCAUGUUCUAUGCUCCAUGGUGCGGUCAUUGUACGAAAAUAAAAACACAAUUUUCAGAAGUCGCUCAACGAGUUUCAAAAGAUAAAAUCGGUAUGCUUGGUGCUGUUGAUGCUACUGUUCAUGAAAAUGUAGCACAGAAAUUUGAUAUCAAAGGUUUUCCAACGUUGAAACUGUUUCAAAAAGGCUCU
This is a messenger RNA of Sitodiplosis mosellana (orange wheat blossom midge), 1950 nucleotides long. RefSeq names its product protein disulfide-isomerase A5-like. The record is from RefSeq and is a predicted model, not a curated record. NCBI's taxonomy places the organism in Eukaryota, Metazoa, Arthropoda, Insecta, Diptera, Cecidomyiidae. The transcript has a single exon. The annotation marks the transcript as partial. Gene Ontology annotation, molecular function: protein disulfide isomerase activity. Gene Ontology annotation, cellular component: endoplasmic reticulum. Gene Ontology annotation, biological process: protein folding.